AUGAGGACUAGUAAUCACUCCAGUUACCCCCUCUCCAUUAUUGAUGUUGCUGGAAUGGAUGACAUGGUUACAGUUUUGCAAGUCGCUGAGAUUUUUGAGGAGCAAGCGAAAGGAUCCCCUUUCACCUGGUGGAAUAAUCAAGAAGACAACCCUAUUGCUAAGAAGAUUGAUCACUCCCUCAUCAAUCAGGCUUGGUCGAAUUCGUUUUUUGAUUCAUAUGCAGACUAUUUGGAGCGUGGCCAGUCUGAUCACGCGCCAUGCCUGUUCAGAAUGCCAUCUCUUAGGCGACAAAUACGUAAGUCUUUCAAGUUCUAUCAUCACAUAAUUGAUCACCCUGAGUUCCUGCUCAACAAGAGGCAUUAUAGUGGCAUCUCGGAACGUGUUAAAGAGCAGGGAGCAAGAUAUAGUGGCAUCUCGGAACGUGUUAAAGAGCAGGGAGAAAGAGUGGAGGUGUUACAAUGGGUCCUGCUUACUAAUCCGAACAGAGCAACGACUGUGGAGGAGCAUCGUGAGAGAGACAAGCUAAACAAAUUGUUCACAGCAGAGCAAAAGUUCUAUAGACAACGCUCGAGGGUCCGAUGGGCAGACAUUGGAGACAGGAAUACAAGCUUCUAUCAUAAGACAGUGGAUCAGCGGGCCUACCUUGCUAGGGAAGUCGAGGCAGCUGAAAUCAAGGCCACACUCUUCUCUAUGCCGCUCAACAACAGCCCCAGUCCUGAUGGUUAUUGUGUGGAAUUUCUCCGAGCCUCGUGGGAGACAGUGGGUAACGAUGUCAUUGCUGCUGUAGCUGAGUUUUUCAGGAAUGGUCGUCUGUUGAGAGAACUCAACACAACAGCUAUCUGCCUGAUCCCUAAAUCUCCCGAAGCCUGCAAGUUGGGGGACUACAGACUGAUAAGUUGUUGCAACAUUAUAUACAAGCUCAUUACGAAGAUCAUUGCCAAUAGAUUGAAGCCGAUCCUGCAGCUGUGUGUUAGUCCCAACCAAACAGCCUUCCUCAAAGGUCGAAGCUUGGGAGACAACGUCCUUCUAGCAACAGAGCUGAUAAGGAGCUAUAACUCUGACCGUGUCUUAAGAGUUUUGUUGGAGGCACAAAGCUUCCCUCCGCUCUUCAUAACUUGGAUUAAGGAGUGUAUUACCUCCCCACGGUUCUCUAUUGCAAUUAAUGGUGAGCUUGCAGGCUUCUUCCCCGGGCAGAAAGGACUGCGACAGGGAGACUCUAUUUCACCUUACCUCUUCAUAAUGAUCAUGGAAGUGCUCUCCAAGCUUCUAGGGAAAGCGGCCGAUGAAGAAGGCAUGAAUCUCCAUCCGCUAUGUCAAACGCCGAGGAUAAUUCACUUGAUGUUUGCUGAUGACCUACUUGUCUUCUCUGACGGGUCUUUUCAUUCAGUCUCUAGAGUAAAAGAGAUUGAAGCAGCAGUUAUAAGUGACUUGGCAGGCUUUAGGAGAGGUUCAUUCCCCACUCGAUACCUUGGUCUUCCUCUGGAUCCAAACAGAAUCAGUUUUGCUACGCUUCAGCCAUUUCUGGAGAGGAUUACAUCUAAGCUUAAUUCAUGGACAGUCAAUAGCCUCUCAUUCGCUGGGAAAUUUUUGAUCUCCCCAAGCGUUUCUAUACGAAAAAUGAUUCCCUCUGCUCUGCUUUCCUAUGGGGGCAGCAGGACUUUCUCUGCUCAAGGGGCUAGAGUUAGCUGGGAGAGUAUUUGUAAACCAAAAUGUGAGGGUGGUCUUGGAAUUAGAAAACUAGAAGAGUUCCAGGAGGUCUUUCAACUGAAAAGGGUAUGGAACUAUUUCUCCACAGGCUCGUCUCUUUGGGUGGAAUGGCUUAAGGAGAAUGUGUUUAAGAGGAAGUGCUAUUGGGAAAUACAGACCUCUCAGCGACUCUCUCCUACUGUGAGAGGAAUGAUCGGGAUCAGAGAUACGGUUCGGGAGUUCUUGCGCUGCUCAGUUGGACACGGUCGAGCUGCAACAUUUUGGUUUGAUUGGUGGUCGGAUCUGGGCCCGUUGAUAACUGCGCUGGGAGAAGCAGGUCCGCAUGACCUACGUAUUCCUAUCUCAGUGUUCGUGUCUGAUGAUAUGGUCAACGGAGAUUGGUCGCUCCCUGCUGCAAGGUCGGAAGAAGCAGUAACGCUGCAAAUUGUGUUAUCCACGAUGGCCCCUCCAACUUCUGAGCGAGGUGCUGAUAAAUUUCUUUGGAGGAAUGCCGCAGAUCACUUUCUUCCGAAGUUCUCAAGUAGAGAUACUUGGAAUAGAAUUCGGGUUGGAGCUACCACUGUCUCUUGGCAUAAACUUGUUUGGUUCAAAGAGGAAAUACCGAGAUGUUCUUUCAUAACAUGGCUAGCGAUCCUUGGACGUCUGCCUGCAAGAGACAUGCUCUCCUCUUGGGGCUUGUCGAUUCCAUUGAACUGUGUCUUAUGUUCAUCAGGAAUUGAGAACCAUGAUCACUUGUUCUUUCGCUGUCCGUACGCGAUUCCAUUGAACUUGUUCUUUCGCUGA
Messenger RNA from Brassica napus (rape), 2490 nucleotides. RefSeq lists its product as uncharacterized. The coding region runs from base 1 to 2490 and encodes 829 amino acids. The transcript is spliced from 6 exons. NCBI's taxonomy places the organism in Eukaryota, Viridiplantae, Streptophyta, Magnoliopsida, Brassicales, Brassicaceae. The record is from RefSeq and is a predicted model, not a curated record.